GGUUUUGUCAUAAAGAGGGAGUGGGAGAGGGAUUGUGGAGAGGACAGCAGACGAAAUGGAGUUUGAGCGAGGAAUCUUCACACGCUUCGUUCUAAUCGUUCUUUUCUCCGCCUGUGGCUAUUGUUCGGACUGUAUGUGGGACAAGGACAAGGACUUCCCUCGAUACCCGCCGCUCAUCCUCGAUUCCAGUUUCCAGUUUGUGUUGCCGGUGGAGGAGAAUGGCAACAGGGUGGUCAGGUUGGCGCUGGGGGAGAUAGUAACUCUGGCAUGUCCAGGCGACGAGCUAGAAAACUUACAUCUAGUGGAGGCGAAAGCUCGUUGCCUCGAGGACGGCCUCUUGAUGAUCGAAGACUCAGUGUGGGAUAUGGCGAGCUUAGGCUGUGGCGAUGACGUGAAGGAGAUGAUCCUCCGCGACCAGGGGGCAUGCGGCGCUGGGGACAUCGGGGUACUGCACGAGAUUGGCUUCGAGGUAUUAAGCGCAGAGAGAUUCAAGAAGGUUCUCCGCGUCUGCUUCGAUCCCACCUCCGAGACCACUCUGUACACGGAGCACCUCAUCCACGGCGCCAGCAUCGCCGCCAAGGACAUCGACUCCUCCAGGCCGUCUUUCAAAACUUCCACGGGUUUCUUCAGCGUGUCCAUGAGCAGCGUGUACUCCCAGAACUCACAACUGGAACUCAUGAUAAAGCUUCUUGGUGACGAGGACCUCGCUCACCAGAUCAUCGACACACACAAGCAGCUUUACUUUGCUAAGGGCCACAUGUCCCCAGAUGCCGACUUCGUAAUAAUGGCCAACCAGGACGCCACUUACUACUACAUCAACGCCGUACCGCAGUGGCAGGCCUUCAACAAUGGAAACUGGAAAUACUUGGAGUUCGCGACGCGGGACCUGGCUGAGAAGAAGAGGCGUGAUCUUCGGGUGUACAGCGGCGGGUGGGGUGUGCUGGAGCUGGAUGACAUCAAUGGUAAUCCCGUGGAGGUCUUCCUCGGACUGGCACAAGAGAAGAAAGUGGUGCCCGCGCCUGCAGUCACUUGGAAGGUGGUGCACGAUGAAGUCACCAACUGCGCCGCCGCCAUCGUGGGCGUCAACAACCCGCACCUCACCUCGGCGCCCUCCACGCUUUGCGAGGACCUGUGCUCCUCACUCCAGUGGAUCGACUUUGACGUGGCUGACCUGGAGCACGGCUACACUUACUGCUGCUCUGUGGCUGACCUGCGAGCCGCCGUCCCCCACGUGCCUGACCUCGGGGAAGUGUGUCUGCUCACCGAAUAAACGAAAUAAUGGAACUUACUGCAUGGCUACACCCCUCAUACCACGUACCGAAUGGGAUCAGGAAAAGCGCACUGGAAUGGCUGGAAUGAAGUCUCAUAAAGUAACAUAAGCCAAUCAUAAAUCACAGAAGUUGUCUGACACCAGAGAAGUGCAUAGGAUUAUAUUUGGUACUCUUUCUAAAGUUGUAGAAGUGUCUCCUAACCUGACAUCCUGCAAAUGAUCUACCUGUGCAAACUCUGGUAAAGCUGCAAGAAGACAGUGACAUUAAGAAGAUAAGUUUACUCUGCUCUCUGUACUAUUUGGUGACUAAUCGCACGUAGUACUUAAGUGAAUAUCAUGAGUAUUUGAGUGACCCAUAAAGUUACUCCGUUUUCUACAACUCAUUUUAUUUUACCAUCAGGUCGCUGUUUCGGACGAGCCUUCUCCAUUAAUUUAGUGUAUCUUCUACUUCGUCGUGAGAUAGCAGCACCAGCUCAACUUAACCUUCCUUUCGAUCUUUGUUGGGAUCAACUUUUCGAAGUCAGAGUGAAGCCUUGAACUCCCGAGAGGAAAGAGAUAUUAUUUGUAGCCAGUUCAAAUGAUUACUUUCUUAUUUUGUGUCUUCUUCUUUUCUUCUUCUUCUUCUUCUUCUUCUUCUUCUUCUUCUUCUUCUUCUUCUUCUUCUUCUAUUAUGAGAAAUACUGUUGGGUGAGAGGAAUUAAUAAAAUACGUUAGUUACUAGAGUGUCCUCAAGCUUCAGUGGCAUCUCGAUUCUGUACAACAUGAAACUUCCGAGCCCCGAGGCACACAUCAGUGAGUGUCCUUGAGUGAAAGUGAGUGGGUGGCGGACGUGACAUGAGGAACAUUUCAGGAAUGCGAACGUGUGCUGUGUAUAGACUAUCAGAGAAUGGCAGUGGUAGCUUUAACGAAGACUGGUGGCGCAGUGAUUUAAGGUGAGACACUCAGCCAUCCCUUUACUGAGACAAGAGAUCUGUGUUCUGAAAUGUUUGCGUAUUCAUAAGAACAUCUUUAAAGGAAACAGUUUGUGGGAUUAUUGUAGUGUCUUUUAUUUGUAUUAUUCUUAUUAUUUCUUAAUAUUUCAACACGUGAAUUCCGAACAUGUCCGGGAAAAUCCUGACAUUUGGCACCCUGUUAUCAGAGAGCAAUGACUCUGAAAUCGAUUUUUUAAGGUCCGGAUCUUGCAAAAAAAGUUGAUAAAAAUCCACCAAAUUUGCAGAGUUUUAGACAUGAAAUAUAGAACAAUAUUGACAUCAAAAGUUUACAUCAGUCAACAAAUUGCAAUAUUUUUGACAUACGCAGAAUGCUUUUCUUUUAAGUAAGAAACAUAUUUACAUUAUAAGACAAAACAUUAUGAGUUUGAAAAAAUGUCACCAUUCUAUAAAAAUCGCCUUCCAGGACGAUGAAAUGUUAUGAUUAUGAAAUAGACAACUUUGUUCCUUGUGAGUGCGGGCGCGCUGCGUGUGGGAGGAGAGCGGCUCGGUGAGGACUGUGGGGCGUCAGGGAGUCUCCUCAUUCACAAACCGGUGGAGGAGAGAGUGGUGCGCCUUCUUACAAUUGUUUUUCAUUCACUCGAUGGUGUUUCGGAGGUUCCUCAAUCGACUGAAAAAUGCCUGUAGAGUGAACUGCGGUCCGUGCUGCUCAUGCUCGUGCUCGCUGAAUUGCUCCUACUCAGGCUCGUUUGGCAUCGUUCCCUGCCUGAACCCCCGCAAACCACCUGCCAGGAGCAUUUCCAGCAACCUCCUUUGCCCCAAAACCACCAGUGUUACACCCAAGCGCAUUGUUGUGUACGUUGGCGUCAUCACAGGGGUGGUGGUUGUAAUCCUGGUGGUGCAGCUCUUCACGUACCACAUCGUUAUUACCAGCAGCGAGGCUUGACUGGCGGUGUCCGUGUCCUGUCUAAACUCACCUUGCUUGCCUCCUGUUCUUCGUGUGGGUUUUUUCCUUAUGAGCCGCGGUGCUAUGUUGCUGUGCGAGGGUAGAAACAAAGCUUGGUAUCAUGUUGUGCUGAGCCGACCGCGCCACUCACGCUCAACAGAGCAUCACUGAUCUCCAUAAGGACUUCACGAUGUCCUCCAGGAGUCGGGCACCCGAAGAUCGAACAUAAGGAAUUGAUACAGAUAAUUACUCUUAUCUUUUAUUACUUUCUACUU
Portunus trituberculatus (swimming crab) is the source of this 3420-nucleotide messenger RNA. RefSeq lists its product as uncharacterized. Gene Ontology annotation, cellular component: nucleus; mitochondrial inner membrane. Gene Ontology annotation, molecular function: metal ion binding; single-stranded DNA endonuclease activity; nucleic acid binding. Bases 56 to 1270 code for a protein of 404 amino acids. Gene Ontology annotation, biological process: apoptotic DNA fragmentation. The transcript has 9 exons. NCBI's taxonomy places the organism in Eukaryota, Metazoa, Arthropoda, Malacostraca, Decapoda, Portunidae. The record is from RefSeq and is a predicted model, not a curated record.